Messenger RNA from Melanotaenia boesemani (Boeseman's rainbowfish), 4179 nucleotides. It is a transcript of the gene inab, whose product is annotated as internexin neuronal intermediate filament protein, alpha b. Gene Ontology annotation, molecular function: structural constituent of postsynaptic intermediate filament cytoskeleton. Lineage: Eukaryota; Metazoa; Chordata; Actinopteri; Atheriniformes; Melanotaeniidae. Gene Ontology annotation, biological process: intermediate filament organization. Bases 338 to 1843 code for a protein of 501 amino acids. The record is from RefSeq and is a predicted model, not a curated record. Gene Ontology annotation, cellular component: intermediate filament; cytoplasm; postsynaptic intermediate filament cytoskeleton. The transcript is spliced from 3 exons.
AAAGAAUAAAGAAGAGUAAAAGGCCCAAGUAAAUUUUUGCGAUUCUGUUUGUUGAUAGUUUCCCUCAAGAACAAUAAAAUUACAUCACUAAAAGGACAGGAAAAGAAAUUUUCAUGUUUGCUUUAACAGUUUUAUAGGAUCAUAAAACGGGUGCAUCACCACUGCACCAAAAAGGACCGGACCACGCGGGUCCACAUGUGGACUAAUGUCAUGUUUUUUAUACUGACAAAUUUUUCCCAAAGCGAAAAUAUAUAAAUAUAUAUAUUUCUCAUCUGCAGCCACCUGAUGUAUCUGGAACGAACCAAGCCCGGAUGUUAACAUUCAGCAUUAAUUAGUGAUGGGUCGAUCCCCCUAUAUAAAGGAGACGCGCCCACCGCUUUGCGCUGUCUCCAUGCAAGCGAAGAUGAGCUACGGAUCUGAAGUGUUCUCCGCUUCCUCCUACCGGAGGAUUUUCGGGGAUUCUCCCCGUUAUUCGUCUUCUCCAUCGCGCACAGCGAUGAGCAUGUCCUCACGCGGAGGUUACCGGUCCUCCUCUCUAUCCCGAACAAACAUUUCAUCCCUGAGCUCAUACAACAGAAAAUCUGGCCGCUCCUUCUCCAUGCCGCUGGAGACCUUCGAUCUAACUCAGAGCAGUGUCCUCAACAAUGAGUUUAAAAUCAUCCGCACUAACGAAAAGGAACAAAUGCAGGGUCUUAAUGACCGCUUUGCAAUGUUUAUCGAAAAAGUGCGCAACUUGGAGCAGCACAACAAAGUGCUGGAGACGGAGCUGGUCACUCUGCGUCAGCGCCAGACGGAGCCCUCGCGCCUCGCAGACCUUUACCAGCAAGAGAUACGCGAACUUCGCUCGCAGCUCGAGGAGCUGAACGGGGAGAAAUCCCAGCUGAUGAUCGAGAGGGAUAACAUUGAUGACGACCUGCAGAAGCUGAGGGGGAAAUACGAAGAGGAGUUCCGUGCCCGAGAAGAGGCGGAAGCCACCCUCAAGGCCUUUAAGAAAGACGUGGAUGAUGCUACCAUGGUGCGCCUGGACCUGGAGAAGAAAGUGGAGUCCCUCCUGGAUGAGAUUAACUUCCUCAGGAAGGUGCACGAAGAAGAGGUGGCCGAGCUGACGGACAUGAUCCAGGCUGCACAGGUGUCUGUUGAGAUGGAGGUGGCCAAACCAGAUCUCACCUCCGCUCUCAAAGAGAUCCGCAGCCAGUAUGAGUCCAUGGCAUCCAAAAAUCUGCAAUCCGCCGAAGAGUGGUACAAGAGCAAGUUUGCGGACCUGUCCGAGCAGGCAAACCGGAGUAACGAGGCCAUCCGCGCCAGCAGGGAAGAAAUGAACGAGUUCAGGAGGCAGCUGCAGUCCAAGACCAUCGAGAUAGAGAGUCUGAGGGGAACGAACGAGUCUCUGGAAAAGCAGCUUCGGGAGAUGGAGGACAGGCACAACAUGGAGAUUGGUACCUACCAGGAAAAUAUGGCAGAGCUGGAAAAUGAUCUGAGGACCACCAAGAGUGAGAUGGCCCGUCAUCUGAGGGAAUAUCAGGAUCUGCUGAAUGUCAAAAUGGCUCUGGAUAUUGAAAUUGCAGCAUAUAGGAAACUUCUGGAAGGAGAGGAGACCCGCAUCGGAACAGGUAUCACCUAUCCUACUCCUUCCAUAGGCACCAGUGGUGGGCAGGGCUACAGCUACCAAACCCGCAUCUACACCAGCUCUGGCAAGGGCUCCAAAAAGGAGGGCAAAGAAGAGGAGCAGCAGAGCAGGUCUGGUGGCAAGGUGUCCCAGCGUGAAGUGUAUGAGGAGACAGUGGGCUCCACCAAGAAGAUGGAGAAGCAACAAGAGGACAUCCCCACCCACCAGAAAAACUAAAUGCCUACUGUAAGCCUGUUCUUGAUCCCUAACUUUCCCUUUAUUUAACAAACCCAUACCUCUGUUCACCUCCAAUCCUAAAAAGCAUAGUUAGGAUUUACCAGUUUGUUUUAUGUUGGAGCAAUUAUUUUUGCCCCCUUUGUCCCUCACAGGUGUACUCAAAGGGAAUCAUAAUUCUUUUAAAAACCAUCAUGUUAUAAGAAAACACAGAACAGCUCUUCUCUCUUUCUCUCUCUCACAAACUCAGCAUUUAACAGUAACAAGCACAUAGGUAGCAUCUUGUUCAAAAGUACGGUUUGUCAGCAUAACUUAACAUUCAGCUGGUCUUUCUCACCAAUGUCAGACUGAAACACAGUAGAUUACAACUCUGGUCAUGCAUUUAUACCACAAGCUGUGAGGUACUCUGAACACAUUCCAAGGGAAGCAUGUGUGUGUGAUAGAUAUGGUGCUCAUUUACACAUAAAAAUAGAUCCAAAACACAUCAACUGGUACUGGUCUGCAAUCACUUACAGAAUAUAAAUAGUCUUACUGACAACUCUGAGAGGAAGUACACCAUCUACAUAACAAAACAGGCCAAAUAAACUAUAAUAAAUGAUAGUCUUGUUUAGACAUCAUGCAUAGUCUCUUUAGUGAAAGCUUAAUUCACUUCUUACACAAUUUAUCCUUUGACAGUGAGUGCAUCGGGGGUUGACUGCGGCCAACCAGUUAGAGGAAGAGCACCGACCCUCUUUGACUUACCAAUUAUGUUUCAUUAGCAAAAGUGGUGUGCCUGGCUAAUUAAAUGAUCAAGACUUGAAGCAGCACCAAAACAUAAUGUAUUAAUCAAGCAUAACUUGCAUGUAAAUGUCAUGCUUGCAUGGAAUUCAUCAACCUGCUACUCAUUCAACAUGAUAUUGUUGUUUGAAGUUAAAGAAAAACUCCAUCAUCAUGCACAGCAUCUAUUAAUGACAUAACUGACAGGUGGGCUUGAUUUGAAGCUACUGUUGUAACUCUAAGGCUAUGACUUCAGUUGAUCACAGCUCUUAGCUACUGAUACUAUAAAGAUGAGGAAAGAACUCCUCUUUGAAGCACUUAACUUAAAAACCAGCUGGUAAUAAUAAACAGUUUGCACAAUCUUCUAUGAGGAAUACAGGGGUAAGAAGGUAAAAAUACUUAAAAGAAGAUGAAAUUAUGCUAACGUGACAGUAAUAAGAGGUUUCAGGCCAUUAGAGACUUAAAUGUAAAAUAUGCUUUAGCACAAAUGCAUGAGAUGCUAUAUCAUCCAUCCCUGCUGGUGUGAUGAAUUGUAUACAUAGACGGCAUAGCACCAUGUUUCAUGGAGCACAUUUGAACCCCAGAAUCAUAUCACUCAGCCUGAAGAAAAUAGUGCCAACAACCUUCGACAUACAUCAAGUUUAGUGAAAGCCUGCCAGACCAUGAUGUGUUUGAAACAACUUGACCUCUUUCUUUUUAACUGUGGCCAUGACUGGAUAAAAUGUCUGUUGUAGUUUGACAUCACUUCUAGGAAUCCUUCAGUAUGAGCUUGUAUUUUUCUGCUUGUGCACUGCCAGCUCCAACACAGCUAUUUUAUCCUCUUGCUGCUGGUCAUGGCUAAUAAAGCCCUGACAAACUGCACACACACUAUGAAUGGAAAAAAAAAAAAAAACAAACAAACAAAAAAAAAAAACUACUGAUUGUACAGCAAGCUUCUGUGGAUUUGGUUGUCUUACCUGAAGCUUAUGACAAGUGUUUUAGUACUGUACUAAGUUUGUUUGUAUCUCUACACCGUGGCCUAUUAUAAGUGUAAUAAUAGAAAGGAAGACAACAAACUCUGAAAGUCGACCAGUUUAGUUCAAGGAAUGUUUAACUCAAGUGUAAAGCAGAAGAAAAAAAAAAUCUUAGAAGGAUGCUAAUAGCAUUUUAUAAUGCACACGAUUACAACGGAUUUCCAGCGUCAAGCCUUUAUCCUUACACUGUAAACCAAAUAACAAUGUCACUCUUACAGCACUGCCAAAAUUUUCUAAGUGCACAUUCAUGGGAAAAUCAUUUUCCAAAAAUACAAUAUGUCACAAAUCCAUAAUCAACAAUCAAUAUUCAGUCAUACUGUAAAACAACUACUGUAGGAUGUAAAAUGCCUUAAAACACCAGCAGCUUCUGGCCAUGUGUUUGAUGUGUAUGAUUCAGUCUAGUGGGGUGUUUUCAUCAUUAUCUCUUCAUUAGUGUUUAUUAUAGUUGCCAUUAGAUCAAAAGCAUAGUGACUGAAUGUAGUUGACAUGCUAUUCUCUUUAAUGUGACUACUGCUUAUGUAUUGCUGUUUGACACCAUAUCAAUAAAGACUUGACAAUACUGGAACUGCA